Brienomyrus brachyistius is the source of this 1738-nucleotide messenger RNA. RefSeq names its product eukaryotic initiation factor 4A-II. The record is from RefSeq and is a predicted model, not a curated record. Bases 103 to 1338 code for a protein of 411 amino acids. Gene Ontology annotation, cellular component: cytoplasmic stress granule. Lineage: Eukaryota; Metazoa; Chordata; Actinopteri; Osteoglossiformes; Mormyridae. The transcript has 11 exons. Gene Ontology annotation, molecular function: RNA helicase activity; ATP binding; translation initiation factor activity. Gene Ontology annotation, biological process: cytoplasmic translational initiation.
UUAGGAAUUAUAUUUGCCGGAAGCUGAAGUCCCGGUAAGAUGAAAUGAUUUGCUCUUUAAUUCCUCCUCCUUUCAAUAGAGUACUAUAGCUUCGGACGGAACAUGUCAAGCGGUUCUGCGGAUUAUAACAGCUCCAGAGACAGAGACCAUGGGGGCCCAGAGGGAAUGGAACCUGAUGGUGUCAUUGAGAGCAACUGGAAUGAGAUUACGGACAAUUUUGAUGACAUGAACCUCAAGGAGACCCUCCUUCGGGGUAUUUAUGCUUAUGGUUUUGAGAAGCCAUCAGCCAUUCAGCAGCGAGCCAUUAUUCCUUGUAUUAAAGGUUAUGAUGUCAUUGCUCAAGCCCAGUCAGGAACUGGCAAGACAGCUACAUUUGCCAUUUCAAUCCUUCAGCAACUGGAGAUAGACCAGAAGGAGACCCAGGCUCUGGUUCUGGCUCCCACCAGAGAGUUGGCCCAACAGAUUCAGAAAGUGAUUCUGGCUUUGGGUGACUACAUGGGUGCCACCUGCCAUGCUUGCAUCGGGGGCACCAAUGUCCGAAAUGAGAUGCAGAAACUGCAGGCAGAGGCUCCUCACAUAGUAGUCGGAACCCCUGGUCGAGUCUUUGAUAUGCUCAACAGGCGGUAUUUGUCUCCCAAAUGGAUCAAGAUGUUUGUCUUGGAUGAAGCUGAUGAAAUGUUGAGCCGGGGAUUCAAGGAUCAAAUAUAUGAAAUCUUCCAAAAAUUAAGCACAAAUAUACAAGUUGUGCUGCUCUCGGCGACAAUGCCAGCUGAUGUGUUGGAGGUGACCAAAAAAUUCAUGCGAGACCCAGUUCGUAUCUUGGUGAAAAAGGAGGAACUUACCUUGGAGGGUAUUAAGCAAUUCUACAUCAAUGUAGAGCGUGAGGAAUGGAAGUUGGACACACUUUGUGACCUGUACGAGACACUCACAAUCACUCAGGCUGUCAUAUUUUUGAACACAAGAAGAAAGGUUGACUGGUUAACUGAGAAAAUGCAUGCGAGGGACUUCACAGUCUCUGCCUUGCAUGGAGACAUGGACCAGAAGGAAAGAGAUGUGAUCAUGCGCGAGUUCCGAUCUGGAUCUAGCAGAGUUUUGAUCACUACAGAUUUGCUGGCUCGAGGCAUUGAUGUACAGCAAGUUUCUUUAGUCAUUAAUUAUGAUCUACCCACAAAUCGGGAAAACUACAUCCACAGGAUUGGUCGAGGUGGUCGUUUUGGCAGGAAAGGAGUCGCUAUUAACUUUGUUACUGAAGAAGACAAGAGGAUUCUUCGGGAUAUCGAGACUUUUUACAAUACUACUGUUGAGGAGAUGCCUAUGAACGUGGCUGAUCUGAUUUAAACUUUGGGAUGAGAUUUUAUGCAGUGCUCGCUGUUGAAUAAACACGUGCAUUGUAAUUAUUUUAUUGGAAAAAUACUGAAUCUUUUCUCAAUGCUGAAUGUGGAUCGGAAAUUUGGAUAUUUGCAAAGUGAAGCAACUUUGGUGUUGAGCUCUUGUGAGGGAGGGUUGUAGGCUCGAUCCUCUUGAGUUAGACUGCUGCGGUGGUAUACAAAGACAUGGAGUCUUUAAAUAUAUUUAGGUAUUUUUUUCCUAGUUCAUUCAAGCUUUGUGUAUUAGAUGUUCUCUAUCGCUUAAUAAUUUACUUGUGGACUAAGAGAUAUAAGUGCUGUAUUAAGUCUGCCAAUUUUGUCAAGCUAACUUUUGCCAAUUGUAGUAAAUCUUGGUUAAGAUGCCUUCCAAA